Messenger RNA from Peronospora farinosa, 1254 nucleotides. Lineage: Eukaryota; Oomycota; Peronosporomycetes; Peronosporales; Peronosporaceae. The record is from the annotation of a GenBank genome assembly.
AUGAUGGCCUUUAGCUUCUGGCGCGUGGGACUGGCGCUGUUAGUGACAGUAGCUGCGUUCUUACUGUCACGACCUGUGAUUGAAGUGCUGCUUCAUACAAUUCGUUCUCGUCUCGACAAGCACGUACUAUGGAUUGCGGAUGUACAGCGUUAUAUGCUCACGUAUAUCUGGUGGACUUUAUUCUUGAUUCUGGUGCGCGAUGUCGUUGCUCGAUCGAUUUUAGAUCUUGGUAGCGAAGAGGACGAGGUCUUGCAAUAUCUCGGUUACCUCCUGGCCAUUCCGCUAGCACUUGGCACGUUUGCCAUGCGAAAAGUCAUGACGAAUCUUUUUGUCCGAUACUUCAAGUGGGACCGUUACUCGGCGGACUAUGAUGCACGAAUUUUUGUCAUCACCGAAUCAAUCAAGUUUGUGUGUGUCGUCUUCGUAUUGAUGGAGAUUUUUUACAUUUUUUUCCUUUCAAAUUCCGUCAUGCGCUCUUUGCUUGUCGUGGGGAUUUUAAGUGUCGAAUUAAUUGCUGUUUUGUCUGGGUUUACAGUGCUAAAGAAUGUAGCAAUGGGACUCUUUCUUAUCUUUGCCGAACCUUUUCGAACGGGUAGUGAGGUUAAAGUUCGACGGAUGUUGGGAUUUAUCGAUCGAGUAUCACUUGCUAGAACGACGAUACGACGUACGGAUGGAUCGAUGAUUUUUGUACCAAAUGGCAUCUUUGCUGAUAAUUACCAGACCAGCGGUAAUGCCUUGGAAGCUCACACCCAUUCAAUUAUGCUGCGGUUACAUCCUGCUACACCUGCUCAUAAGAUAACGGAGCUUUUGCACGAGUUGGAAGCGGUACUGCCGACAUUUGCUCUCACGGCCCAAGCAGUUGCUGCUCUACGCAGAGAUCACCGCGAGGCUUAUACCAUCCAAUCGAGAAGUGCUAGUAGUUUGAGUGCAAGUGCUGGAAGUGACGAAAGCGUUUUGAGAGACCAGUGCCAAUCAAAUGCAAGCAGCAACGCUAACGCUGGCAUAUCUCGUACGCGCUUACGAUCCAGCGCUAACUCUAGCGCGUUUGACGCAACUGGCCGGCCAAUUUCACCGCCUCCUCCACCUGUCCGCGUUGAGCUUUACGCAAUGUAUAAGGUGAAAGUGACUGUACUUAUGGAUCGUGAACGAUUUAGCACGCUUGAAAAAGCAAAGACAGAGGUGAAUCUUGCGAUUAUUGACACGACCCAACGGCUGGGUGUCAUCGCGCAGCAACAGAUCACGGAUUGCCGAUGA